Molecule: messenger RNA, 1742 nt
Organism: Dermochelys coriacea (leatherback sea turtle)
Lineage: Eukaryota; Metazoa; Chordata; Testudines; Dermochelyidae
Gene: PFKFB1
Product: 6-phosphofructo-2-kinase/fructose-2,6-biphosphatase 1
Exons: 15
Coding region: 224-1708 (494 amino acids)
Biological process (GO): fructose 2,6-bisphosphate metabolic process; fructose metabolic process
Cellular component (GO): 6-phosphofructo-2-kinase/fructose-2,6-biphosphatase complex; cytosol
Molecular function (GO): 6-phosphofructo-2-kinase activity; ATP binding; fructose-2,6-bisphosphate 2-phosphatase activity
Source: RefSeq, a predicted model, not a curated record
CCCAGCCCCCCCGUUCUAACCCACCAGCCCCACUGUUUCUCCAUGCUAGGUGUAAUAUUAGCUGUGACCUUUCCAGAGGGGCACAUGGGUCUGUUUGGAACAGCUCCCCGGUUUGUUUUGCUUCCGCUGAGUCGAUGGGGAGCUGACUGAGCCCUCCUACCAACACCCCCCCGACCCUCAUGCCCCAGCCCCACCUUCUCCAACCCACUUGACCCUCUGAGCCAUGGAGCAAAAGCCAGCUAAGAUACCAGCCUCUGUGCCUCAGUUUACCAAUUCACCCACUAUGGUGAUCCUGGUGGGGCUGCCAGCCCGUGGGAAGACCUAUAUCUCCAAGAAGCUGACCCGCUACCUGAACUGGAUUGGGAUCCCCACAAAGGUGUUCAACGUGGGGCAGUAUCGCCGCGAGGCCGUGCAGACCUACAAAAACUAUGAGUUCUUCCGGCCAGAUAACCAGGAGGCCAUGCACAUACGCAGGCAGUGUGCUCUGGCCGCUCUGAAGGAUGUCCACGCUUACCUGAGCCGCGAGGAAGGACAGGUCGCGGUGUUUGACGCCACCAACACAACACGGGAGCGAAGGAACAUGAUCCUGCAAUUUGCCAGUGACCAUGGCUACAAGGUGUUUUUCAUUGAGUCCAUCUGUGAUGACCCCGAUAUCAUCGAGGAGAACAUCACACAAGUGAAGCUGAGCAGCCCAGACUACAAGGACUGCAAGCGGGAGGAGGUGGUGGGGGAUUUCCUCAAGCGCAUCGAGUGCUACCAGCUCAACUACCAGCCCCUGGACGACGAGCUGGACAGAGCCCUGUCCUACAUCAAGAUCUUCAACGUGGGGCUGCGGUACCUGGUGAACCGGGUGCAGGACCACGUGCAGAGUCGCACCGUGUACUACCUGAUGAACAUCCACGUCACGCCGCGCGCCAUCUACCUCACCCGGCACGGCGAGAGCCAGCUCAACCUGCAGGGGCGCAUCGGGGGCGACUCGGGGCUCUCCCCCCGUGGCAAGCAGUUUUCCUGCGCCUUGGCCAGCUUCGUCGAGAGCCAGAACAUCCAGGAGCUUAAGGUGUGGACCAGCCACAUGAAGCGGACGAUCCAGACGGCUGAGGCCCUGCAUGUGCCCUACGAGCAGUGGAAGGCACUGAACGAGAUUGAUGCGGGCGUCUGUGAGGAAAUGUCCUAUGAGGAGAUCCAGACCCAUCACCCGGAGGAGUUUGCCCUACGCGAUCAAGACAAGUACCGGUACCGAUACCCGAAAGGGGAGUCAUACGAAGACCUGGUGCAGCGGCUGGAGCCCGUCAUCAUGGAGCUGGAGCGGCAGGAGAAUGUGCUGGUGAUCUGCCAUCAGGCCGUCAUGCGCUGUCUGCUGGCCUACUUCCUGGACAAGAGCGCAGAGGAGUUGCCCUAUCUGAAAUGCCCACUACACACCGUGCUCAAACUGACCCCCGUGGCAUAUGGUUGCCAAGUGGAGUCCAUUUUCCUCAACGUGGAGGCCGUGAACACACACCGGGAGCGCCCCCAGCACCUGCCCCACAAGUCUAGCCUGCUCCCCCCUUACUGGCACUACCGGACCAACCCUUUGGCCAGCCUGGAGCCCACCAAAUGGUCCCACUUGGAAGAUCUUGGUCUGACAGCUUUCUCACAGCUUGGGGUGCAGAAUGUCGACGUGACACGGGAGCCUGAGGAAGCACUGGGGACGGUGCCCCCCCACUAUUAACUGCUCGCGCCCAAUAAAGCCGGCUCUCUCCUUU